Micromonas pusilla CCMP1545 is the source of this 1859-nucleotide messenger RNA. RefSeq lists its product as uncharacterized. Lineage: Eukaryota; Viridiplantae; Chlorophyta; Mamiellophyceae; Mamiellales; Mamiellaceae. The record is from RefSeq and is a predicted model, not a curated record. Gene Ontology annotation, biological process: nuclear-transcribed mRNA poly(A) tail shortening; protein phosphorylation; mRNA processing. Gene Ontology annotation, molecular function: protein kinase activity; poly(A) binding; ATP binding. Gene Ontology annotation, cellular component: P-body; PAN complex. The transcript is spliced from 2 exons. The coding region runs from base 66 to 1859 and encodes 597 amino acids.
CACACACCUUCGAGCAUGCUCGUAAGAGAAAGGAGCUGUGCAGUUCUGAGGCACCCGCGUUUGUUAUGAAAUGCCAUGAAAGCGUUUCCUCAUCUAAAUUAUCGAAACAGCCACCAAAUAAAUCUUUACCUUUUGCGCCCGGAGGUGGAUUCAACAGUGGCGAUAGUGACGCCUUCGAGGCUACACAACAAGCUGGCUACAGUAGCUCUCUUAAUUCUCAUAUGGUCACUCCGUCGAUAACGUCUCUUGAUGCUCCCUUCAUUCCCAGGGCGUCCAUCAGCGCCAACGCUGCCCCAUUCAUCCCUGGGUUUAACGCUAGUAGCGCUCCGGAAGGUCACCCCCAGCGAAACGCUGCACUUCCUAUUAAUGGCGACUUUUCACUUGGUCUCUCUGAACUGUCGGCAACGACGAUUCAAUCGGAAGAUAGUUUGACUGAUCGUCCCGAAACAAGUUCAUACCCUGGUCCUUUCAAUAUGCAUAAUGGAGUCAACAUUGCUUCUGUACAGAAUAGAGUGAAAGACGUGCUGUCUUCAGGGACAUCUGAACACGACCUGCUCUCGGCCAGCUUUCUUUCCAAGGAACUUCUAACUCCACCCCAACGACAUGGGCGCGUUCAGCACGGCCACGCGGUGCCUAGUUUCCAGGGAGGGGGACAACUUCCAAGGGUGAUUAAUGAAUACCAUUCACUGGUGCCCAUAGGGCAAAAGGAUGUGACGAAUAACUCGAUAUCGUCAAGGUCACGAUUAGGGAUAGUGAAAGGCGUAAGCUUUGUAGAUGGGAAGGAGUAUGUCAUUCGGCAGAUUCAACAUAUCUACCCAAGUCCAGAGGUCAGUGCAAAGGCAAAGGAAGUGGUUAAUAACUGGUCAAGUUUGGUGAACCAUCCGAACAUUGCAGCGAUCCGUGCUAGUUUUGUAAGUGCAGAUAACGGGGUGCCAGCGUUAUAUCUUUCAUAUGAUUAUCAUGUGACCGCUGUCUCACUCAAGAGUUUGCACUGUUCUAACGAGGGUUGCAAAGCUGCCACUGAGCCACAACUAUGGUCAUAUGCAACUCAGCUUUGUUCUGUUUUACGGAGUAUUCACCGGUGCGGUUUAUCAGCUGGAGGUGCUGUCUCUCUGAAACCAAGUAAAAUUCUUCUCUGUUGUGAUGGGCAGUCCAACCACGACAGCGGAGUGGUUGUCAGGCAACGCUUACGAAUAGCAGCUGUUGGUCUUGUAGAUGCCCUCUAUCCAAAUAAGAAUAGAACUGCUGACACAAGCACGUCUCAACGUCGUCGAAGAGAUGAUCUAAUUGCUGUCGGGCAGCUUCUUGCUGUGCUUGCAUGCGGUCCCUCCCAGGUGACUUCCUCAGAUGUAAUUGCUCUUGCGCAAAAGUUCUGCUCUAAGGCACUUGGACAAGUUAUUUCUGACCUUGCGUUCGGCCACAUUUCUGACAGUAAGAUGCUCAGCCAGCUACUGGCACCAGCAGCUUUCGAUGCCUUACAUGCUGAACGGAUCAUCAACGACCAAUUUAGAGUGGAGUUUGUGAAAGAAGUUGAAAACGGACGACUUCUUCGCAUUCUCACCAAGUUAGCAUUUGUGAACGAGCGACCGUCCGGCAGAUUGGAUACCAAUUGGGCUGAAACUGGAGACAGGUAUAUUUUAAAGCUUUUUCGUGAUUAUUUAUUUCAUCAAGAUAAUGAAGACGGUUCACCCAUUCUAGACUGGGGUCACGUAUUCGAUUCCCUGAAUAAAGUAGACAUCGGUGUUCCAGAAAAAGUGAUCCUCCUUUCACGCGAUGAGUUGUCAAUGCUAGUUGUCAGCUACGCAGAUAUUAAGGCUUGCAUUGCAGGGGCAUAUGCCGACCUCAUUAAAGCUUCUUAA